Molecule: messenger RNA, 315 nt
Organism: Naegleria fowleri
Lineage: Eukaryota; Heterolobosea; Eutetramitea; Acrasida; Naegleriidae
Exons: 1
Coding region: 1-315 (104 amino acids)
Source: RefSeq, a predicted model, not a curated record
AUGGAAGAUGAAUGUCCGAUCCAUGAUCCAUUCGAUGACUUUUUCGACAUGUCAGACGACAGUGGCACUAAUUCCAACGCUUUGGGAAAUAUGACCACUGGAUCUUCAGAUCUAUUAGAUGAUGAUUGGAGCAGUUGGGAUAAUUUGGAUUCCAUUGUGCCCUCUUCAUCGAAACAAUCCUCACAGCAACCAAACAAAACGACUUCUCAACCCUUAAAACUAAGUCACUCCACAACAGGCACAACAACAGUGAACAAGAUCACGCCAAACACAAGUAACAACAAUUUGUUGGAAGAUGACUUUUUUGCAAAGUAA